UAGAUCUCGUAUGGUAGAACGCGCCAUGGCCACUGCAGUAGUUUCUCACACAGCCUGUUAGCCGGUGAUAAGCAGAGCACAGGUCAGUGUUUCCUUUUGACAAGACUGGGACAGUGAGCGACAGCUGAGGGAAACUGCUCAUCAUGAGAAGUGUGCUGAUGGUAGCGGAGAAGCCGUCCUUGGCUCAGGCCAUUGCCAAAAUCCUUUCUAAAGGAAAUUGUACAAGUCGCAAGGGGCUCAAUGGCGCAUGCUCAGUGCACGAAUACACCGGCAUUUUCCAGGGCCAAACUGUACACUUUAAGAUGACUUCUGUUUGUGGGCAUGUGAUGAGUCUCGAUUUUAUUGGGAAAUAUAACAACUGGGACAAAGUAGACCCUGCAGAACUCUUUAGUAAAGCUCCUACUGAAAAGAAGGAAGCCAACCCUAAACUCAACAUGGUCAAGUUUCUUCAGGUUGAAGCCAGAGGCAGUGACUGUGUGGUUUUGUGGUUGGACUGUGACAAAGAAGGAGAGAACAUAUGUUUCGAGGUGCUGGAUGCCAUUCAGCCAGUGAUGAAUAAGGGAAGUGCCAAGAGUGUUUACCGUGCCAAAUUCAGCUCCAUUACUGACACUGACAUCUGGAAUGCUAUGAACCGCCUUGGAGAGCCCAAUCGCAAUGAAGCUCUGUCAGUAGAUGCACGGCAAGAGCUGGAUCUGCGUAUUGGCUGUGCCUUCACCCGGUUCCAAACAAAGUAUUUUCAAGGGAAAUAUGGCAAUCUAGACUCUUCGUUAAUCUCCUUUGGUCCGUGCCAGACCCCAACACUUGGCUUCUGUGUGGAACGCCAUGACAAGAUCCAGUCCUUUAAACCAGAGACUUACUGGGUCAUCCAGGCAAAGGUUUUUAAAGGAAAGGAGAGUCCACUGACACUGGACUGGAACAGAGUUAGGGUCUUUGACAGAGAGGUGGGUCAAAUGUUUGUCAACCUGGCCAAGACAUCCAGGGAGGCGCAGGUGGAGUUGGUGAGUAAGAAGGAGAAGACCAAGCAGAGGCCUCAAGCCUUAAACACAGUGGAGAUGUUGAGAGUGGCUAGUUCUGCCUUAGGCAUGGGUCCCCAGCAUACUAUGCAGAUUGCUGAGCGCCUAUAUACACAGGGCUACAUCAGCUACCCACGUACCGAGACGACCCACUACCCAGCGAACUUCGACCUGAAGGGAACACUGAAGCAGCAGACCAACAACCCCCUCUGGGCAGAAGAGGUAAAAGCUCUGCUUUCAACUGGAAUAAACCAACCCAGGAAGGGCACUGAUGCUGGAGAUCAUCCACCUAUUACUCCCAUGUGUGCUGCCACGGAAGCAGAACUAGGAAGUGAUGGCUGGCGGCUAUAUGAGUACAUUACCCGGCAUUUUAUUGCCACUGUAAGUCAAGACUGCAAGUACCUACAAACCACUAUAGAGUUCAGCAUUGGCACAGAGGCUUUCUCAAGUAGUGGAAGAACCCUUAUAUCACCAGGUUACACGACUGUAAUGCCAUGGCAGGGCAUCCCUCUGGAAGAGUCCAUACCAGUAUGUGAGCGUGGAGACACUUUCUCAGUAGAUGAGAUCAAGCUGAUAGAAAAGCAAACCAGCCCACCAGACUACCUCACUGAGGCUGAACUCAUCACCCUCAUGGAGAAACAUGGCAUUGGUACUGAUGCUAGUAUCCCAGUCCACAUCAAUAACAUCUGCCAGAGGAACUAUGUGACAGUUGAGAGUGGACGCAAGCUGAAACCAACCAACUUAGGCAUAGUCCUGGUACAUGGCUACUACAAGAUAGAUGCAGAACUGGUGCUUCCCACUAUACGCAGUGCUGUGGAAAAGCAGCUGAACCUUAUUGCGCAGGGUAAGGCCAACUACCAGCAGGUCCUACAGCACGCCCUGGAUAUCUUCAAGAGGAAGUUUCACUACUUUGUUGACUCCAUUACCAACAUGGAUGAGUUGAUGGAGGUCUCCUUUUCUCCCAUUGCUGCUACUGGGAAGCCGCUGUCCCGCUGUGGCAAAUGCCACCGCUUCAUGAAGUACAUCCAGGCCAAGCCCAGCAGACUCCACUGCUCUCACUGUGACGAGACCUACAGUCUUCCCCAGAAUGGAGCCAUCAAGCUUUACAAGGAGCUCCGGUGUCCACUGGAUGACUUUGAGCUUGUGCUGUGGACUUCAGGGGCGCGGGGAAAGAGCUACCCCCUGUGCCCCUACUGCUUCAGCAACCCGCCAUUCAGGGACAUGAAGAAAGGUAUGGGAUGCAAUGAAUGUACCCAUCCAUCAUGUCAGCACUCUCUCAACUCGUUGGGCAUUGGACAGUGUGUGGAGUGUGAUAGUGGAGUUUUAGUGUUGGACCCCACAUCUGGACCAAAGUGGAGGAUGGCCUGUAAUAAAUGCAACGUGGUGGUGCACUUCUUUGAACAUGCACACAAAGUGCAGGUUGCUCAGGAGAGCUGUGAUGUCUGUGAUGCCUCUCUGGUUGCAGUGGACUUUAACAAGACUCGCACUCCUCUUCCUGCCAGUGAGACCCAACACACUGGCUGUGUUUUUUGUGAUCCAGUGUUUCAGGAUUUGGUGGAGCUCAAGCAUGCCACCAUGCGGCAUUCCAUGCACCGUGGUGGGGGUGGGAGAAGAGGAGGACGGGGACGUGGACGUGGACGUCGUGGCAAUGCUAAAAAACCUAAAGAUAAAAUGGCUGCCCUAGCUGCUUAUUUUGUAUAGUUGCUGUGUGUAUUGUGUCCUUUUGCAUGUCAUUACAUGAACUGGUUUUCUUCUGAUAAUGAAUCUAAAUAUGGUAAAUGGCCUGUAUUUGUAUAGCGCUUUACUUAGUCCCUAUUGAACCCAAAACACUUUACACUACAUUCAGUCAUCCACCCAUUCACACUGGUGAUGGCAAGCUACAUUGUAGCCACAGCUGCCCUGGGGCGCACUGACAGAGGCGAUGGUGCCGGAUACUAGCGCCACCGGGCCCUCUGACCACCACCAUUAGGCAACGGGUGACGUGUCUUGCCCAAGGACACAACGAUCGAGACUGUCGGAGCCGAGGCUCGAAACGGCAACCUUCCGAUUACAAGACAAACUACCAACUCUUGAGCCCACAUAAAUAUACAUUACAACAACUGGUAUUUUUUUUUAAUCAUUUUUCCCCAUUUUGUUAAGUGCUUUGAGUGGUCAGGUAAAGUAAAAAAAAAAGAAAAAAAAAAGCACUAUAUAAGAACUAGAACCAUUUGUCAUUGUUACUAAGCACCUAAAAGACACAUUCACAGAGUCACACAUGACUUUAUUCUAUGCACUUUUUAUCUAUUGUUCACACUUAAAGCCGCCACAACAAAAAUCACAUAAAGGCACUUUAUAUUGUCAGGAAAAGGCCCUACAAUACUACAAAGAAAACCCCAACAAUCAUAUCACCCCUAUGAGGAAAUGCUUUGGCGAAAGAAGAAAAACUCCCUUUUAAAAGGAAGAAACCUCCAGCAGAACCAGGCUGCACCAAUAAGCUUAACUAAAUUCAUCUCAAUAUUAAUUUUAACUUUAUAAACUGCUACUGGCAUUGUAAACGGGCUAACAUUUUGUCAUUAUUUAAUCAGCAUUCUCCAAAACAAUUGUGAAAAAGUUUGUCUAUUAUUCUUUUAACUAACCAGUUGUUAUUUUACAUGUAGUUUAAUUACUUGAUCUUCAUUUAAACUAUUUCACUGCAGAUUUUCCUCUUUGAAGAAUUUUUCACAUAAAAGGAAGGUAUAAUUACAGAAUAAAAUUAUAGCAGUCUUACAUUACUAAUGUGUUUAAGUACUGCUUUUGGCAAAAUGAUGAUACAACAUGGGAACAAAUUCAUGACUAGGUGUAGCAGAUUAAUGGCCAACCAACAGACUUAACACACAUGACAUGCAUGCUGCUAAUUGGGGGUAAUUGACUCAUUCAGUGAAAGGGGUGUGUUCAAAUUAAUAGCAGUGUGGAUUUCAGGUCAUUCAAUCUGUGAAGAAAUGGGUGUCAAUUAAGGCCCUUAUUUAAGGAAGGAAGGCAGCAGCUGUUGUACCUGCUGAUUUUAGCCCUUGCUCAGUGAGUAAAAUGAGUUGUUCCAGACAUUGCACUGGGGGAGAAAGAACUUUAAUCAAAAGUUGAUUGGAGAGGGGGAAAUAAUUGGCUGCUCAGCUAAAAAGAUUUCAAAUGCUUUGAAAUGGGAAAGAAAAAGGAAUACUACCAUCUGCCUAGAUGAUAGAAUAACAAGAAUGGCAAAGAAGCAUCCAAUGAUCAGCUCCAGAGAGAUCAAAGAAGAUCUCCAUUUACCUGUGAGUACUUUAACAAUCAGAGGAUGCCUAUGUGAAGCCAAAUUAUUUGCAAGAAACUCUCGUAAAAAGUAUUGAAAAGGUUACAGUUUGCCAAAGAACACACUGACAGGCCCAAAGAGAAAUGGCGCAAUAUUCUAUGGACAGAUGAAAGCAAGAUUGUUCUUAUUGGGUCUGAAGGUUGCAGACAGUUUGUGAAACGACCCCAAACACUGAAUACAAGCCACAGUACACUGUGAAGACCGUAAAACAAGGAGGUGCAAGCAUAAUGGUUUGGGGAUGUUUCGCAUACUUUGGAGUGGGGCCCAUUUAUCACAUAACAGGCACCAUAGACCAGUUUCAGUACCUAAAAGUACUGGAAGAGGUCAUGUUGCCUUAUGCGGAGAAAGAAAUGCCCCUAAAAUGGGUGUUUCAGCAGAACAAUGACCCCAAACACACCAGCAAGCAGGUAACAUCCUGGUUGAGGACCAAAAAGAGCCCAGCCCAAUCCCUGGACCUCAAUCUGAUUGAAAAUUUGUGGUGUGACCUCAAAAAUUCUGUUUUUGACGCAAAACCCGAGAAUACAGAAAAUCUGUGGAAUGUGGUCCAGUUAGCCUGGGCUGCAACUUCUGUUUGCAGGUGUCAAAUGUUAGUUGACUGUAAAUAUUCCAGUUUGUAAAUGAAAAUACACACUGCUAUUUUUUUUAAUUUUUUUUUUUGAACA
Messenger RNA from Pelmatolapia mariae (spotted tilapia), 4976 nucleotides. It is a transcript of the gene top3b, whose product is annotated as DNA topoisomerase III beta. The coding region runs from base 144 to 2714 and encodes 856 amino acids. Gene Ontology annotation, biological process: DNA topological change. NCBI's taxonomy places the organism in Eukaryota, Metazoa, Chordata, Actinopteri, Cichliformes, Cichlidae. The record is from RefSeq and is a predicted model, not a curated record. Gene Ontology annotation, cellular component: nucleus. Gene Ontology annotation, molecular function: DNA binding; DNA topoisomerase type I (single strand cut, ATP-independent) activity. The transcript is spliced from 18 exons.